AUGUCGAAAAUUACGGUUGCCAACGUCCGCACUCAGGUCUCUGAGCUGCUCGAGUACUCUCUUGAGACCAAGAAGCGCAACUUCCUUGAGUCUGUCGAGCUUCAGAUCGGCCUCAAGAACUAUGAUCCCCAGCGUGACAAGCGUUUCUCCGGCACCGUCCGCCUGCCGAUUGUCCCCCGCCCCAACAUGAGCAUCUGCAUUCUCGGUGACCAGCACGAUAUCGAUCGUGCCAAGCACGGCGGUGUCGACGCCAUGUCCGCCGACGACUUGAAGAAGCUCAACAAGAACAAGAAGCUCAUCAAGAAGCUCGCUCGCAAGUACGACGCCUUCGUCGCUUCCGAGACCUUGAUCAAGCAGAUCCCCCGUCUCUUGGGUCCCGGUCUGUCCAAGGCUGGCAAGUUCCCCACCCCCGUCUCCCACGCCGACGACCUUUCUGGCAAGAUCACCGAGGUCAAGUCCACCAUCAAGUUCCAGCUGAAGAAGGUUCUCUGCAUGGGUGUCGCCGUCGGCAACGUUGGCAUGACCCAGGAGCAGCUGAUUGCCAACAUCAUGUUGGCCAUCAACUACCUCGUCUCCCUGCUGAAGAAGGGCUGGCAGAACGUUGGAAGCUUGACCAUCAAGGCUUCCAUGUCUCCCCCCAAGCGCCUUUACUAA
This is a messenger RNA of Colletotrichum orchidophilum, 654 nucleotides long. RefSeq names its product ribosomal protein L1p/L10e family protein. The transcript is spliced from 3 exons. Gene Ontology annotation, biological process: translation. The record is from RefSeq and is a predicted model, not a curated record. Gene Ontology annotation, molecular function: structural constituent of ribosome; RNA binding. Lineage: Eukaryota; Fungi; Ascomycota; Sordariomycetes; Glomerellales; Glomerellaceae. Gene Ontology annotation, cellular component: large ribosomal subunit. The coding region runs from base 1 to 654 and encodes 217 amino acids.